GUCCGAGGGAUCUGCCCCUCGGCUCGGGCGGCGGCGUAAGGCAGCGGGGGAGCUCUGGACCGAGAGCGCAGCCUCCGAGAAGCCGAGGGCGACGGCCGCGCCGAGCCUAGCCAAGAGCGCGCACCACCCCGGAGACGCCAGGCACGCUCGGCAGCCGCUACCGUCGCCCGCCUUCCUUUCCGUUUCCCGGGAAGGCCGCCAUGGCCGCGCCCGCCGCCUCGCUGGAAGACGGUCUGGAGGCCCGCCGCCCAGGCUCCACACAAGAACCUGUUGUGGAAACUGCAGAAGAAGCCACAGAGCCAGCAGAAGCUGAUAUUAAUGAACUUUGUACGGAAAUGUUCAAUAAAAUGGCAAUCUACCUAACGGGUGAACUGACUGCAACUAGUGAAGAUUACAAACUCCUGGAAAACAUGAACAAACUAACUAGUUUGAAGUAUCUGGAAAUGAAAGACAUUGCUAUAAACAUAAGUCGGAAUUUGAAAGACUUAAAUCAGAAAUAUGCUGCACUUCAGCCAUACCUGGAACAAAUCAAUCAGAUUGAAGAACAAGUUGCAGCUUUGGAACAGGCUGCCUACAAGCUGGAUGCAUAUUCCAAGAAACUUGAAGCAAAGUACAAAAAAAUGGAAAAGCGAUGAAAGAAGGGUCUUAAUCUGCUUCUAGAAUACAUGACUUUUUUCCAGGAAGCAAAAUUCAAGAUUUCUGCUAUUGAACUUCUGAAACAGAAUUUAUGCCUCAGCAAUGCAUUUGGACUAAAAUAAUCUAAGAACAUUCAAAAGUAACAGAGGCUACACAAGUCUAUGAAUUAACUACUUUUGUCAUUGUAGAGUCUAUUCCCUUUUUAUUUUUUUGAUAUUCAUUUACUGAGAACAUAGAAAUCACUUUUAACUGCUUCAAUUCUACCAGUGUAAUUUUUAUAAGUUUAUGUUAUGAAGCAAAAAAUUGGUCACUUCUGCACUCUGUAAAUCCUGUCACUUGUAAAUCAAAAUUUGUUGUCUCCUGAUUGCCACUAAAAUACCAUAGCUUUGCUAAAAACAUA
This is a messenger RNA of Thamnophis elegans (Western terrestrial garter snake), 1036 nucleotides long. It is a transcript of the gene BLOC1S2, whose product is annotated as biogenesis of lysosomal organelles complex 1 subunit 2. Lineage: Eukaryota; Metazoa; Chordata; Lepidosauria; Squamata; Natricidae. Gene Ontology annotation, biological process: endosomal transport; lysosome localization. Gene Ontology annotation, cellular component: BLOC-1 complex; gamma-tubulin complex; BORC complex. The transcript has 5 exons. The record is from RefSeq and is a predicted model, not a curated record. Bases 201 to 635 code for a protein of 144 amino acids. Gene Ontology annotation, molecular function: gamma-tubulin binding.